AUGAAAUUUGCGCUGCUUGGUUUUUAUGGGGGAGUGGCGACCCUGCCUGAAAUGAAGGGCGAUACACAAAUGAGCGAGUCAACUCGGGAGGAAGAUGCAGCAUCGGGUUACAUAGGUUCAUGGCUGGUUAAACUGUUGCUCCACCGCGGUUACACCGUCAAGGCUACUGUUCGUAACCUCAGCGAUCCAAGUAAAGUGGAGCAUUUGAAGGCACUUGAAGGAGCAGAAGAAAGACUUUAUUUGUGUGAAGCUAAUUUAGUGAAAGAAGGAUCAUUUGAUUCAGUGAUUGAUGGUUGCGAUGUUGUUUUCCACACUGCAUCUCCUGUUAUGCUUGACAAUGUCAAUGACCCUCAGGUGGAACUUAUAGAACCAGCAGUGAAAGGAACACUAAAUGUUCUUGGUUCAUGUGGCAAGGCACAGUCUGUGAAAAUAGUGGUCUUAACCUGUUCUAUGGUCACUAUUGCCUUCAAGAAACCCACCCCAAAACUCUAA
This is a messenger RNA of Salvia splendens (bonfire salvia), 492 nucleotides long. RefSeq names its product phenylacetaldehyde reductase-like. The record is from RefSeq and is a predicted model, not a curated record. Gene Ontology annotation, molecular function: oxidoreductase activity, acting on the CH-OH group of donors, NAD or NADP as acceptor. The coding region runs from base 1 to 492 and encodes 163 amino acids. The transcript is spliced from 4 exons. Lineage: Eukaryota; Viridiplantae; Streptophyta; Magnoliopsida; Lamiales; Lamiaceae.